AUGGCUGUCGAUCGUACAAUUCGUAUUUUAAUAAUUUCAUGUGGUAUAUUGAGCUUAGUGUCUGUUAUAAUGUGUUUAUACAGUAUAUCGACAGCCAACUGGUAUCAUAGUUCGAUACAACGUAUUGGUCUAUUUCAUACAUGUAAUAUAACAAUAUCAAAAACAGCUAAAUGUGAGAAAAACAUUUAUGCGAAUUCAAAUCAAUAUUCGAACGAUCCUGUCAAUGGUGUUUAUCAAUUGACAUACAAUAAACGAUUUCGUGGUAGUGGAGGAUUAGCAAUUGUCGCUGUAAUAUUUCAGAUAGCCUCAAUCAUUCUAAGUAUUUAUGCAUCAAUUAUUUUCCUGCCAAAUCCAUCUGUGACCUGUUGGAUAUUGCCAAUUAUACAAUUUGUUGUGUCAUUAUUCAUGUUAGCUACGUUAAGUGAAGCAUCCUAUGGUAUUAAUAUGAACGGGCAAAGUUCAAGUAUUUAUGAAGCAGCACUUGUUAGUACAAUGGCUUCAACAAUAGUGGCAUCAAUAGCAGCCGAUAGAAUUAAUAAAUUAAGCACAUAG
Didymodactylos carnosus is the source of this 552-nucleotide messenger RNA. Lineage: Eukaryota; Metazoa; Rotifera; Eurotatoria; Philodinida; Philodinidae. The record is from the annotation of a GenBank genome assembly.